GGCCUUGGCACGCGCAACGACCGGGAAGGGGAGGCUCAGGAGCAGACUCGUGUGACACUACCUUGUACAUAGCCCGACACUGCCCCGCCAAAUAUGGCCCCCUUCUCCAAACUGCGUGAUCGCGCCAGAGACAUCACGAGCGAUAUCGGCCAGGACUUCGGCCGACUGACGACUGCUGCGAGCUAUGCCUUCAAUCCAGACCAUCGCCACGAUGAAGCCCACGAAAAGGAAGCAGAUCGCAAGCAGGCAGAGAUCUGCGCAUCCCACAGAUUCAACUCGUUCGCUGCUCAACGGCAGAACAACAAUGUCAAAUGGUUCGUCGACGGCAAGAACUACUUCUGGGCGCUCUCAGAGAUUCUCGAAGAAGCCAAGGAGUCCAUCAUGAUCCUCGAUUGGUGGCUGACACCGGAACUCUAUCUCCGUCGCCCGCCUGCAGAUCACGAAGAGUACCGGCUCGAUAGACUGCUCAAGCGCAAAGCAGAGGAAGGCGUCAAGAUCUACAUUGUCGUCUACAAGGAAGUGACGGCGAGCAUGUCCAUGGGAUCCAAACAUACCAAGAACUACCUCGAAUCGCUCCAUCCCAACAUUCUCGUCUUCAGACAUCCCGACCAUUCGGGCGGCGAGGUUGUCCUCAGAUGGUCCCAUCACGAAAAGGUCGUCAUCGCAGAUUGUGCCGUAGCUUGCAUUGGUGGCCUCGAUAUCUGCUUUGGCCGCUGGGACACGUCAACGCUCCAGCUCGCUGAUUGUCAUCCGCAAGACUUUACCCGUCAGCUCUUCCCCGGUCAGGAUUACAACGAUGCUCGAAUCGCCGACUUUGUCGAUGUUGCCCAUUGGCUGAGCAACCAGCAAUCGCGCUUGACUAUGCCACGUAUGCCCUGGCACGAUGUCCACACCAUGCUCGCCGGGCCCGUCGUACUCGACAUCGCCCAGCAUUUUGUCGAGCGAUGGAACUUCAUCCGCUUCCUCAAGUAUAGAGGCGGUCACCAGUAUCACGUCUUGGCUUUCCCUCAUCAUCCGCUAGACGAGAUGCCAGACGAAUCCGUCCAUCGCCAUCCUCAUCUGGAUACCUUUAUGCAAGGUGUACACUACUACAAGCAUGCUCUCGACCGCGACGAGACUCAGAUGCGCUACGGCGGCAACGAUGCAAAGGGGAACAUGAACGUCCAAGUCUUGCGAUCUUCGGCGGAUUGGUCCCAUGGCAUCUUGACGGAGCAUUCCAUCAAGAAUGCCUACUUGCAGCUCAUCCGCGAAGCCAAUCACUUCAUCUACAUCGAAAACCAAUUCUUCGUCUCCAGUGGUCAAUCUGACAGUCAGAAGGGACCCAUCAAGAACGAGAUCGCGGCUGCCAUCGCGCAGCGCUGCAUCUCCGCAGCCAAGGACGGCAAGAAAUUCAAGGUCAUCAUCGUCAUCCCCUGCGUGCCUGGUUUCGCUGGAGAUCUCAACGGGUCGGAAGGAACGCUGUCCAUCAUUCAUUUCACCUACCAAGCACUCUGUCGCGGCAAAGAUUCCAUUUACGGUCAGAUCGAAGCGGCUGGCUUCAAUCCUCGCGACUACUGUCAGAUCUUCCACUUGCGAUCAUAUGACAGGCUUCCGAGUGAUCCGAAACUGAUCGAUGGCAUGGAGUCACGCUCCGGCGUCAGCUUUGCCGAAGCUCAAGCUGCUCUUGCGCGCAUCUACAUGGGUGAUAACACUACCAAGACGGAAGCAACAGCCAACUCGAUCGUCAAGAUUGCUCAGCCCAGCCGUGGCGAGUCACUCGCUCCCGGAGAGACGCAGCCAGAUCAGGUCAUUGAGGUCAAAACGCCCGCGACAGUCAAGGAAGCUCACGAUACGCUGCGUCGCUGGCACGAUGCUGCUCCUUCCGAGCCUCCCAACCCACACGUCAAGAACAGUGUUGCCCAUCACGCAAUGCGUCGCAGUGGUGGCAGCCUUCGCGAUGAGCCCUGGUAUGGUGAUGAGGAGUCCGAGCUCGAGGCCUUUGUUACGGAAGAGAGCUAUAUCCACAGCAAGCUCAUGAUUGUCGACGAUCGUAUCGUCCUGUGCGGCUCGGCGAACAUCAACGAUCGCAGUCAGCAGGGCGAUCGCGAUUCGGAGAUCGCCUGCGUCACUGAGGAUACCAACAUGAUCGAGAGUAAGAUGGCCGGCGAACGAUACAUGGCAUCCCAAUUCGCUGCAAGUUUCAGACGACAGCUCAUGAAGUAUCACCUAGGCAUCAUGCCGCCCCAGGACUGCCCAUCCGAAUCGGAUCCCGAUCCUGGCAUGCGCCCAGUCGAUGUCGAGCAUGACCGCGAAUUCAUCUCGCUCGAUGAUGCACUCGUCGAAGAUCCGCUCAGUGAAGAUUUCGAUAAGCUCUGGCGAGGAACAGCAAAGAGCAACACUGAACGCUUCCGCAAGGUCUUCCAUUGCGUUCCCGACGACACGGUCACUAAUUGGGACGAGUACAAGGCUUUUGUACCCAAAGCACCUGUCAGAGUUGGCCACGUCGCAGAGGGCGUCAGUCUCGAGACUGUCAAAGAAGAACUCGACGGCGUCAGAGGCCACCUCGUCGAGAUGCCUAUUGAUUUUCUCAGCAAGGAAGACCUGCUGGGUGUCUCUGUGGCCGUCAAUCCUGCCACUAUCGAGAUCUAUACCUGAGCGCGUCGUCUGCCUCAUGAUUUCGACACAUGAUCUCAUUCACUGCGCUAAAACUUCGCUGCCAUGUUGUAUGACGACGCUCAUCCUACAAGUACAUAAUGCAUUCCAACAAGCGAACAAGCUGUCAUCC
This is a messenger RNA of Mixia osmundae IAM 14324, 2764 nucleotides long. RefSeq lists its product as uncharacterized. The transcript is spliced from 10 exons. Bases 94 to 2634 code for a protein of 846 amino acids. Gene Ontology annotation, molecular function: D-type glycerophospholipase activity. The record is from RefSeq and is a predicted model, not a curated record. Gene Ontology annotation, biological process: cell motility; phosphatidic acid biosynthetic process; intracellular signal transduction. Lineage: Eukaryota; Fungi; Basidiomycota; Mixiomycetes; Mixiales; Mixiaceae.